GAAAAAUGGCCGCUGCUCUACUACGGAGACGUCACAUUCCUGUGGCGAAGCGGAAAUGACCCCUGGGAGGUGUGGCGCUUCCAGGAAAAGGAGCCGGUAACUAUACUGGCAGCAAGAUGGAUUCGCUGUGGCUACUUCUGGGUUUUGGCUUUUGCCUGUCUUCAGCGAGUACAGAUUCCAAGGGUGUCACCAUGUCCCUCACCACCAAGUGGGCUUCUACAUCCUUGCUGCUGGAGGCCAGUGAAUUUCUUGCGGAUGAAGGACGGGAUCAGUUCUGGAACUUUGUGGAUGAAAACCAGCAAAUAGAAGAUCAAGGCUCUGACUCCGCUAACUAUAACCUGUUACUGACUCUUGCCAGCCGCCACCUUUCCUCAGUCCAGCAGAACCUACUGAAGUUUGCCCUAUCUCUUCGCUUAUACUCGGCAACUGUGCAAUCAUUCCAACAGAUUGCAGUUGAUGAGUCCCCACCCUCAGGAAGUAAAGCUUUCAUUGUGGUCCAUGGAAAGAAGACCCAUGACCUUAGUGAGCUGCCAUCUCUUCUCAGUGAAGCUCAGGAAAGGCCAAAACCUUUCUUGUUCAAGGGAGAUCACCAAUACCCUGGUUCCUCAUCUGAGAGCCCAGUGGUAAUACUAUACGCUGAGAUUGGCUCUGAAGGCUUUUCCAAGUUUCACCAGCAUCUCUCAGAGAAGUCUCGAGCAGGGAACAUUUUAUAUGUGCUAAGACAUUAUGUUGCGAAUCCUGAAGCAGAGAAAGUUUUCCUCUCUGGUUAUGGUGUGGAGUUGGCCAUUAAAAGCACAGAGUAUAAAGCUAAAGAUGACACAGAAGUUAAAGGGGAUGGGGUAAAUGCCACAGUGGUGAGUGAUGAUACCACAGAUGAAGUUCAAGGAUUUCUGUUUGGAAAACUCAAACAGCUAUACCCAGAGCUUAAAGAGCAGCUAAAAGAGCUGAGGAAACAUUUAGUGGAAAGCACCAAUGAAAUGUCACCUUUGAAAGUCUGGGAGUUACAAGAUCUGAGCUUUCAGACUGCGGCUCGUAUCCUGGCUGCUCCCUCCUCUGAAGCUCUGAUGCUCAUGAAAGAUUUGAGCCAGAAUUUUCCUACUAAGGCCAGAGCUUUAACAAAAACUGCUGUUGAUCCUGCGUUGAGGAAAGAAGUAGAAGAAAAUCAAAAAUAUUUUAAGAAUAACCUAGGCCUACAUCCUGGAGACUCUGCUCUGUUUAUUAAUGGAAUGCUUAUUGAUCUGGACAGCCAAGACAUCUUCAGUUUAUUUGAUGUCCUGCGUAAUGAGGCUCGGGUGAUGGAGGGUCUCCACCGAUUGGGUAUAGAAGGUCCAGCAUUGCAUAAUGUCCUCAAACUUAACAUCCAGCCAUCUAAUGCUGACUAUGCUGUGGAUAUUCGAAACCCUGCUAUACUGUGGGUGAACAAUCUGGAGAUCGACAGCAGAUACAACUCAUGGCCAUCCAGCGUUCAAGAACUUCUGCGGCCUACCUUUCCUGGAGUCAUCCGGCAGAUCCGCAAAAACUUCCAUAACUUUGUCCUCUUUAUUGACCCAGUACAAGAAUCUACCUCUGAGCUGAUCAACAUGGCAGAGAUGCUCCUGACUAACCAUAUACCUGUGAGGAUCGGGUUGGUGUUCGUAGUGAAUCAAGCUGAUGAGGUUGAUGGUUUUGAGGACGCAGGUGUUGCUCUGCUAAGGACUUUCAACUAUGUGGCUGAUGAAGAAGAUAAUUAUCACGCUUUUCAGAUCGUUAUAUCGAUCUACAACAAGUUACGGGCUGGUGAAAAGCUGACUGUGAAACAUGUCACCAGUGUCCUGGAACAAAAGUACCGCUAUGUGGAGCUGAGCAGUAUCCUAGGCCUGGACUCUGCUUAUGACCAGGAUAGAAAGGAGGGGAGGGAAUACUUCCUACAGACAGGUUUGUCUCCGCUGCCUGUGGUUCUUUUCAAUGGUGUACCAUUCUCUAAAGACCAGUUGGAUCCUGAUGAACUGGAGACUGCAACAAUGCAAAAAGUUCUCGAAACAACAACCUUCUUCCAGAAAGCUGUCUAUUUGGGGGAAAUGCCUCACGAUCAGGAUGUUGUGGAUUAUCUUAUGAAUCAGCCUAAUGUCGUUCCUCGAAUUAAUCUGAGGAUACUAGAGGUGGAGCGGCAGUACCUGGACCUGACUGCUAUAAAUAAUUUCUUUGUGGAUGAUUAUGCUAGAUUCAGUGUGCUGGACUCCAGCGAUAAGAGUGCGGCCAUAUCAAAUAGUAUGAACUACCUCACUAAGAAAGGAAUGUCAUCCAAGGAAAUUUAUGAUGACUCUUUUGUGAGACCCGUCACAUUCUGGAUUGUUGGGGAUUUCGAUAAACCAUCUGGGCAGCAACUUCUGUAUGAUGCAAUUAAACACCAGAAAACAAGUAACAAUGUCAGAAUUGGCAUGAUCAAUAAUCCCAGCGUAGAUGCCUCUCCCAAGACCACCCGUAUUGGCAGAGCCAUCUGGACAGCUCUACAAACACAAAGCUCUAACCAUGCCAAGAACUUUAUCACCAAAAUCGUCAAAGAAGAGAAUGCCCGGGCACUGGAGGCUGGCCAGGACAUUACUAAAUUUGCUGUUGGGGGAAUGGAUGUCGGUCUGUUCCAGGAAGCCUAUGACUCUCCUAAAGUUGAUUUUAUACGAUCCCAUUCUGCAUACUGUCGGGAUGUUCUGAAGCUAAAGAAAGGGGAACGGGCUAUUAUUGCUAAUGGAAGAGUGAUUGGACCCCUUAAGGAAGAAGAAAUUUUUAACCAAGAUGACUUUCAUCUCCUGGAGAACCUAGUUUUAAAGACCUCUGCACAGAAGAUCAAAUCCCACAUCCUGAAGCUAGGAGUGGAGGAAGAUCAUGCCAGUGAUUUGGUCAUGAGAGUGGAUUCUCUUUUAUCCUCCCAGCCAAAAGGUGAAGGGAGGAUUGAUUACCUGCUAAAAGAAGAUCAGUACAGUGCCAUUAAGACGAGACCUAAAGAAGGCAUGAUGUACUUUGAGGUUUUAGCCAUUGUGGAUCCUGUGACGAAAGCUGCACAGAGGCUUGCUCCUUUAUUGUUGGUUUUGAAUCAAAUCAUAAAUAUGAACUUGCGUGUUUUUAUGAACUGCCAGUCCAGGUUAUCUGAAAUGCCUCUGAAAAGUUUCUACCGUUAUGUUUUGGAACCAGAGCUUGUGUUCACCCCAGACCACAAGUUAUCUUCUGGCCCCAUUGCAAAGUUCUUAGAUAUGCCACAGUCCCCACUUUUCACUCUGAGUACGAGCACGCCUGACAGCUGGAUGGUGGAGUCUGUGCGAACCCCUUACGACCUGGACAAUAUAUAUUUACAAGAGGUGGACAGCAUUGUAGCUGCUGAGUUUGAACUUGAACAUCUGCUUUUGGAAGGCCACUGUUUUGACAUAUCUACUGGACAACCACCCCGAGGACUCCAGUUCAAUCUGGGAACAGCAAACAAUCCUGUGAUGGUGGACACCAUUGUCAUGGCUAACCUUGGGUAUUUCCAGUUAAAAGCUAACCCUGGAGCAUGGAUUCUUCGUCUCAGGAAAGGCCGUUCCGAGGAUAUAUAUAGUAUUUACAGUCAUGAUGGCACAGACUCUUCUCCAGAGGAUAAAGACGUGAUCAUAGUUCUUGAUGAUUUCAGGAGCAAAACCAUCAAAGUAAAGGUUCAGAAGAAGGCAGACAAGAUGACUGAAGACCUCCUGAGUGAAGGAUCUAAUGAAAGCGAGUCAGGCUUCUGGGAUUCCAUCAAAUGGGGAUUUUCUGGAGGUCAGAAACAAGAAGAGGUGAAACAAGAUAAAGAAGAUGUGAUUAACAUCUUCUCCGUGGCCUCUGGACACUUAUAUGAGCGAUUCCUCAGAAUAAUGAUGUUAUCUGUACUGAAAAACACACAGACGCCAGUGAAGUUUUGGUUUUUGAAAAAUUAUUUAUCUCCUACGUUUAAGAACUUCAUUCCUCACAUGGCAAAGCAGUACAACUUCCAGUAUGAGCUGGUCCAGUAUAAGUGGCCCCGAUGGCUGCAUCAGCAGACAGAGAAACAGAGGAUUAUUUGGGGAUACAAAAUCCUCUUCUUGGAUGUACUUUUCCCACUGGCUGUGGAUAAAAUUCUCUUUGUGGAUGCUGACCAGAUAGUCCGUACUGAUCUCAAAGAUUUGAGAGAUUUCAAUCUGGAUGGUGCCCCAUAUGGAUACACUCCUUUCUGUGACAGCCGUAGGGAGAUGGAUGGAUACCGUUUCUGGAGGUCUGGUUACUGGGCUAGUCACUUAGCAGGACGAAAAUACCAUAUCAGUGCUUUAUAUAUAGUGGAUUUGAAGAAAUUUCGGAAAAUUGCUGCAGGAGACCGACUCCGAGGCCAAUAUCAGGGCCUGAGUCAAGAUCCCAACAGCCUCUCCAAUCUGGACCAGGAUUUGCCCAAUAAUAUGAUCCACCAAGUGCCUAUUAAGUCACUUCCUCAGGAAUGGCUGUGGUGUGAGACAUGGUGCGAUGAUGCUUCCAAGAAGAAAGCCAAGACUAUAGACUUGUGCAACAACCCAAAGACCAAAGAGCCCAAGCUAGAAGCAGCUGUGCGUAUUGUUCCAGAGUGGCAAAAUUAUGACCAGGAAAUCAAGAGUCUCUACAAACAUUUUCUGGAAGAGACUUCAGAAAUAACAGUCGAACAUUCUGAUAAUGUUAGAAAACCAGAUACACAAGAUCACAAGUCACAUGUGGAAUUAUGAUCUAUGGAUGUCUGCGGGAACAUGGACUUUUUUUUGUGGAAAUUUUGAGAUUAUUGUAAUUUUUUUUACUUAUGUUGAUUUUACAGAAUGUCUGCAGAACUGCUGAAUGGUUUGAUAAGCUGAGCUUUAGGGGGUUAUUUAUAUUUUGGGUGUGAUUUUUUUUUUUUGGAGGUUGCUAAAGGGAAUAGGCCAUCAGGACUGACGUUUGACUUCCAGGCUGUGUUCUAGUUCAUGGCCAGGGAAGUAUCUAUUCACCUUCUCUAUGAGUGAGGGGCGUGUCCUGGAACUAGCCUGCAGCCUGAAAGCCACAUAUAUAAUGGCAUCUCAGACUCCUUAUAUAGGUAUUUAGAUUGAUGACAAAUUCCUUUUAACAUUUAGCCAUAUCUUUGGGGUACUAUGAAGAAAACAUACAUUCCUGGGAAUGUAUGGCAUCUAUUAUGAGUGAUUAAACCACUGAUACCAUUGAUAUAGUGUUAAUAUUAAAAGGUACACAGAAUGAAAUGAUUUUCUGUGUUUUAUCAUUGUGCUAUAUGCCCAAAUACUACAGAUGUAUACUGUGGCCAUUGUGAUGUUCCAAAAGCAACCUUAACCUCUAAAUGUCUUACUUUCAGCGUUGCCGGGUGCAUACUGCUUACAAUGUUUGUUUACUGUUUAAUAUGAGCGCACAAUCAGGGAUUGUGAAUGCGUCCUCUUAUGUUACCCCCUAUUUCUUGAUAGUAUUUGUUCAAACCACUCACCUAAAUUUACAUCAUACUUUCCCUCCCGGGGUGUCCCCUACUCCUAUCUUUUGAUUUUCCUAUAUUUCUUUAAGGUAGCUGUUCAGGUUACUACUUUACAAUUACACAAUACCCUAUGAUAUCACUUUCUCUUCUCAUUCUUUAUGAAACGCAAUAGACCCGAGGGGGUAUAUAUGUUGUACCACUAUGGAUCAUAACACGCUUUUUUUUUUUUAAAGUUUAAGUUCACCUUUUAACAAAAAAGAAUAAAUGCACAUUUUUUGGAGGUAAAUUGUGCAUUUACUACUUUUUGUUUUAGGAGCCUGGAAAGCAUUGCACCAGCGAUCAGCAGAUUGCUUAUGCCAUGCAGGUCUCCUGCAGACUGUCAGUGUAAACUGUCUAAACUGUCUGCCAAUACCUCCAGUACGGGCAGGCAGUUUUCACUGACAGAAAGAAUCAAUGAACUACUUAGAGGGCUCAACAGCACCAUGGUAGUUCAUUGAGAACUACAAGCCGACAGCCACAAAGGCUUUCUGUAGUUGUAGUCCAACCAUUCACAGAACACUGGAAAUGAAGGACGCAGUCGGGUGGGCGGAGCUCUGCAUUGCACAUGCUGUCUUUAGAUUGUGGCAGGAGGGGGGAGUUGCGCGAUCCUCCUCUCUCUGCCAAAACGGGGGAUAAAGGGGGGGUUGCGGGGGCCGGUACAUUUGCAACAUGUUGCACACUGAAGAUAGGUAUAACAUGUUACAAAAGGGGAACUUACCCUUUAAGCAUUGGUCUGUCAGUCUUAGCUUAGUUGUACUUGGGAUUUUGCAACUAUGGAUUUUGAAAUCUAAAUUUUUUUUAAUUUUUUAUCAUUUCUGUACUUUUGAUUUUACUUAACAAAGAAAACUUUUGCUUCUUUUAGUCAGCGCAUAUUCUAGCUGCUCUUUCUCUAUCAUCUAAGAACACCGUAGCUCAUUGCUCAGCAACACACCGAGCUUUCAGAUCCAAAGGUUUGUUGAUACAGCUUUAUCAAUGCUUUUUCAGGUGGAGUCAUGCUUUUACAGGGGUGGCACAAGUUGUUUCUUACUUCAGGCCCAGGGAUUUGCUGAAAGUACUUCCUACUACACUGCUUUAGUGAGCAAUCAUUCUGAUUUUGAUUCCAACCCCUUUCAUUGUUUCUCAUCCUCAGCCCCCUUUCAAGUGCAGAUCAAGGGAAUACAGGUAAUAGAUGAUGAUGCACUAGAAAAAGAGAAUAUUUUUGGACAUUUAAAAAUGCAGCUAUUAAUGGUGGAACCAGUGACACCGUAAACCAGACUCAUUGUUGUGUCUCUUUUUUGUGAAGUUACAAUGUCUUUUAAUAUUGAGUCUGCAGGCAAAAUGGCUUCCUUUGUUUUGUUGUCUGGCCAAAAUGAUUGCAUUCUGUGCUACUAGUCAUCACAUGUACACCAGUUUAUUGAAGGGUAAUAUUCUAGUCUCACACGUCCAUCUAAUGUAAAGAAGGCUGACAUCUCACAAGUACCUGUGUACACAAUAUAAGAUUCUGUAUUAUGCUGACUUUUCCGAAACCAUUGCUUUGUAUCAGAUGAUGUUACAUUACUCAGCAAAUGUGAUAGGUAUUAGUUUUGCAAGUUAAUCAAUGCACCCUGUUGCUAUAGAGGCUUUGGAGUUGAGCUUUUCUUUGUUUUAGGAAUCUAAAAUAUCAAAUAGAAAUAUGGGAGCUGGCAGUGCUGAGUUCCCAAAAAUCCUAGAUUCCAGGCUGUUUUGUCGGCGAAAAGACAAAUACCCUUAUUUGGGUACUUGUACCAGGUCACUGACUCAAAAUAUGGAUAUCCGGGUCAGCAUUACAUCUAAACAACUAGCAGUUUCAGGAUAGGAGGUCCUCAGUGGCAUAUUCGGUGUUUCCCAUAUGACAGGCUUUGCUUUAAGGAACAGAUCACCCAGAUUACAUUUCAGAUCAGUUCAGAUGCUGAUGUGUUGUACCACAUAUGGAUAUCCCCUGUCUGCUAGAGACUGAUGUUUCCUAAUACACACACCUUCUGUAUUCAUUAUGACGGUUUACAUCCCUUGCUUGAGUUUUAUAGCGCACAUGGUAAAGCAGAUCCUUGUGCAGAAAAAUCCAGGACAUUUGUCUAGAGCAGAUCGGUAUUUAACCUGAUCUGAAAUGGUGCCUUUGAGAGGUUUAAAAAGCCACUGAGGGAUUCUGCUUUCCUGUAUAAAAGUAUAACCACGUUUUGGAUGCAUGGUUUGUUUAAUUAAAAGCACGGUAUUGAUAAUUGCAGUUAGGACUCCUGUACACAAUCGUCUCACUGUGCAUCCAGAAUGAAGGGGACAAAGCCAGUGGCCACCUGUUGGCAGAUCAACGCCUUGUAGUGUGGAAUACCUAUUAUAAAUGAUGACGUGCAGCACUGUAUGUAUUAUCAGGGUUUCAAAAAUAGAUUCAAGAUAGUAGGCAUCCUGACACCCCCCCCCCCCAAAACCUUCUGAUCCAAAAUGCAAAAUUCACCCUGAGGUCUUCAUUUUAUGGACAAGACAGUAUUAUUUUCCAGUGAAGCUUGCAAGCAGCCAGUUGUGCAAAUUCACCAUUUGAUCCAGUUAUGUAUUCAAACCAAAAUCAUUCAAUGUAUUUUUAAAUGGUUCCCUUUAUCAGUUUAUUCCCAUGACUCUCUGCAUACCAGAAAUUGAAUAAAGAUGAAGUUCA
Molecule: messenger RNA, 8108 nt
Organism: Rana temporaria (common frog)
Lineage: Eukaryota; Metazoa; Chordata; Amphibia; Anura; Ranidae
Gene: UGGT1
Product: UDP-glucose glycoprotein glucosyltransferase 1
Exons: 41
Coding region: 117-4709 (1530 amino acids)
Cellular component (GO): endoplasmic reticulum
Molecular function (GO): UDP-glucose:glycoprotein glucosyltransferase activity
Source: RefSeq, a predicted model, not a curated record